Molecule: messenger RNA, 4992 nt
Organism: Apodemus sylvaticus (European woodmouse)
Lineage: Eukaryota; Metazoa; Chordata; Mammalia; Rodentia; Muridae
Gene: Eif5a2
Product: eukaryotic translation initiation factor 5A2
Exons: 5
Coding region: 174-635 (153 amino acids)
Biological process (GO): positive regulation of translational termination; positive regulation of translational elongation
Molecular function (GO): RNA binding; translation elongation factor activity; ribosome binding
Source: RefSeq, a predicted model, not a curated record
GAGGCGGGCCGGGGCGGGGAGCCGGGUGUGGGAAGCGUGGCGGUCCCGCCCCGUCUCCUGGACCAGCCGCGGCCGCCAGCGCCGCUGCAGCCGCAGGGAGCGGCGGACGCAGCAAAGGCUUGCGGUGCGGGCGGAAGUUCCCUCAGAAAAACCACACAUCUCCCCAGCCCACCAUGGCAGAGGAAAUUGAUUUCACUACUGGAGAUGCAGGGGCUUCCAGCACUUACCCUAUGCAGUGCUCAGCCCUGCGCAAAAACGGCUUCGUGGUGCUUAAAGGGCGACCAUGCAAAAUCGUGGAGAUGUCAACUUCCAAGACUGGGAAGCAUGGUCAUGCCAAGGUACAUCUUGUUGGAAUUGACAUUUUCACUGGCAAAAAAUAUGAAGAUAUUUGUCCCUCUACUCACAACAUGGAUGUUCCAAAUAUCAAAAGAAAUGAUUAUCAACUCAUAUGCAUUCAGGAUGGUUACCUUUCCCUGCUGACAGAAACUGGCGAAGUCCGUGAGGAUCUUAAACUGCCAGAAGGUGAACUGGGUAAAGAAAUAGAAGGGAAAUACAAUGCAGGUGAAGAUGUGCAGGUGUCCGUCAUGUGCGCCAUGAGUGAAGAGUACGCUGUAGCCAUAAAGCCCUGCAAAUAGACAGGACAUCAGUGCGAGCAGGUCCAUUGGUCUGGAUCCAGCUGCCCCAAAGCUAUAGCCUUCAUAAGCAACCUCACGUUCGUUGUUAUUAUGUUUCUAUUGUUUUAAAAAUGUGCUGGCUUAGGUUUGCAGGCAGUUAGUAAGUUUAAAUGAAUAUACCAAAAUGUAUAAUUUUAUAAGUAUCUCCUGUAACACUCCUGUGGUUUUUAUCAUGUGACCAUAAGAAACAAAUACAACAGCUUGUCUGAGCAAAUCACUCCUGAACUUAAGUGGUUAACAAACCAGGGUUUUAAAUCAGCAACGUAGCACCUAGUAGAAUGAAAGUAUGCAUUUCAGUAGAAUUGCUUUGUGCUGAUUUCAGACUUAAGAUCUAGAAUUCAUAGAUUAUAAAAUGGUCUGUGUUGCAAACACACAUCUUGAAACUAAACUCUUGUUACCAAAAAGUGUCGUUCUCUUUUGUCAUACCUAGUACGUGUCAUACCUGGAAGCCAGGUGUCCCGUGCGUUACCUUCAUCAUGUUUGUCUGUGCUGGAUUGGUGGUGACACACAGACAUAGUUUUGGUUGACGGAGGGAACAGAACAGCUGAGUAAGUCUGAGCAAGUCCACCAAGCAGUGGGAUACACAGGGCAGAGGCAAAGCAAGGGUUAACGCUGUACUUUUUACUUAAGACCUUUUAAUCAGCUCCGAAGCAGCUCUGGUUGUAUUUUUGCUUUUGGCUCUGUCCCCAGCCUCUGCCUCAGCGCAGGAGUGACCUUUACAGAGGCGCUCUCUACUUCAGCCAUAAUACCCAAGUGGUCAUGAUGUUGGUAAUCCAGCCUUCCCAGCAAUUUUUUAAGUAAUUUGUUUGUGACAUUAGACUAAAAUUAGGAAUUUUAAAGUUGCUUUAGAAUUCUUGACUUUAAGUUGAUUUGUUAAAUAUAUGUACACUUUUCUAAAGGGUAAUAGGAGUAAACCAUGGAAGAAAGAUUAUCUUAUUUGAAAAUUAUUUUAAGUGUGUAUAUACUUUAAUUCUAUUGUGACUUAAUUCUAUUACUGAUGUGAAAUACAACUAGGAAAGGAUUCUGUGACCUGGAUUAUUUUACUGAGUUGUAUGUAAUGCCCCUCCAUUUCUGUUUAGACUUUUGGAUAGUGUGUAAAUUUUGCCUAAAAUUGUAGACAUAGCUGUGGGCUUGUGAGGAACAGACAAAAUCACAACCAUGGCAUUGGAGUGCAGUGUAAAGCAAAAUCCCUCUCAGUAACACCUUGAUUCUCCUAUGCUGGCUCUCAGGUCCCUUCUCUCAUGUUUGGACCCUUUGUUCCUGUCUUUAAAAAAAGAAAAAUGUGACAAUGUAACUCAUCUAAUCAGCAACUUGAAAUAGCUUUACAAAUGCAAGAUCCCAAGAUUUUAGUUGCUUAAUUUGUAUGCAGUUUUAAAUCUUGUCUUAUUAUCAAAAAGUGUCUCUUUGAUGACAAGAUAAAACAAUCCAGAGAUUAAGCAAGAUACCAUAAGAGAAGUGCCAGGAGAGAUGUCUAAAGCACAAGAUUAUUGAAGUUGUAGCCAGAUGGCUUUAGUGUGACCUUUAGCUUUUGCCCAUGCAAGCACAAUUAGGAAUCAGGCUGAAGUUUCCCCGGGUGUCUGCUCUGUGCUGCUUUAGAUGUCUACUGUGGGGAUGUGUCCCUCUGUGGCACUGAUUGACGGGUUACCCACAGGAAUUCCAGGAAGUUACUCCUCUCUGCUGUCUUCUGAUGGCUGUUUGGCCAAUGAGUAGCCACACUGGUGGUUUGAUUCCCUGUUUCUUCAGGACUAGCCUGCCCUUCCCUUCCUAACUUACCAAACUUCACAUGCAUCUCUCUUUUCCAUUGUAGUAUAUGCAUAGAAAUCAGAGCAGUGUACCUCUAGCUCCAUACCUUGAAUGGCAAAAACUACUUAGGCCUAAGUAUUUCAUUUUAAAUAAUAUGUAAGUGUACAUACCCCAACAUGUAACUAUAGAUUUUAAAGAUACAGGACUGUUUAUUUUCACAUAAGUCAAUAGAUGUUUCUCUUAAAGCAAAAUAUUUAAUUUAGUAAAGCUUUAUAAAUUAUAUUAAAGGGAAGCAGGGAACAUGUAUUUUUUAACAGAAAACAGAAUCACUGCUUUUGACAUCAGAGAAAUGCUAACAGUUGAUUCCUAGUAUGUGUUGUCCUUGUAGCUGAUCUCCUGCUUCACGGGCACCGUUGAGAAUGGAGAUCAUUCGGACAUCACCGCAGGUCUGUGUCUGAACACAUUUCUUUCUUUGCCAUUUAGAUAGUACUAACAGGUUGAACAUUUUUUGUUCUAGAAUAAUAGCUUAAUUUCUACUGUGAAGAUUUGGCCACACUGGUACAAUCGUGUGCCCUCUGACGGAGGUCAGACCCCUUAGGCUUUGGCGUGGCCUUUGCAUCCCUGAUGCCCCCAGGGGCUGCCAGUCACUUGAAGUGGUUGCUAAGCUCUUGACUGUCCCCUCCAUAAGACAGAUUUCUCUACCAGUGCUUCAGAUCAGUGACCAAAACUCUCACAGCCAGCUGGGAUAUCUUUCAGAGAACACAAUGCAAUGCGAUGUUUAGAAAAUUUAGGGACACAUGCUUUUUAUUAGCGCACAGUUUGAGUGUGUGUAGAACUAUACAUAGCUUUGUUCAUUUCUCAAAGUCCUUCCAACUACUAAACGUACUGUAGUCUGGUAGUGCCUCAAAUGUUGGUUUGAUUUUCAUUGUUUUUGAUUUAUAAGUUUUCCAGAAUUUGUUUUGUACUUUUAAGGCUACUCAAUUAGAUUUUUUCUAGUUGAUCUGGAAUUCAAACUCACUGUUCUCAGGGCUGUUUGUGCUAAGAGCUGAGGUGUCAUUAUUUUAAAGAUAGCUGCCUACAAAUAUAUUACAAGUUUUUCCCAAGUCAUAAUACUGUAAAACACACACAUAGAAACUGUUAGUAUAACAUAUUUAAGCUAUCUGGUAAGCUUUUUUUCAAAAAUGGGAGCGUUAGUAGCAGCUGUACUGGGAUCUUCUUGUAGUUUUUACUUUAGAGUAAAAUCCCAGGGGUCUUCCCGUGGAAACCUGUCCUUGGUGAUGGAUCUGACAGCAUGCUCUUGGCACAAUGCCAAAGAGAGUUUUGGAGCUAGACAUUGGUGCAGUGGUUCUCAGACACGUCUGAGAACAGACAGGAAAUUCCUAACUCUUUUGGGUAUUUUAAAAUGUUUACAUGCCGAAUUCACACUUGCUACAAGGAAAUAUGGAUGUCUAGUAGAAGAUCAAAGCUAUAAAAGCAUAUUUCCAUAAACAGUAUAUUGUGCUGAUAUGAACUUUUUAAUCUUCUAAUAUCUAAGUUAUACUAUUACAUAGUUCUCAAACCUUUUUUUCUGUUAACAUUUUGAUGAAUAAGAGUCAACAAAGACUUUUUUUUUUAAAUCUGUGGUAGACAAAUCUUAAAAUUGAGUCUGUUAACUUAAAUCUAUGAAAUGUGUUCUCCGAAUUGGACAAACAACAUUAUUAUUUGAUUGUAGAGGGAACAUUGGGACUUAGCUUACGGAGCACAGAUGUUCUGUGGAAACAGGGUUUGAAGUCACUAUGUAAUUUAAUUUUUCCAUUACCCAAACACCAACAUAACUACCAUGUGAGGUCAGGCACCUGAAAAGAGCUAUAAACAUCUAAUAAAUAUGUUUUCUUUGUAUGGAGGACACACCAUAGGGCAGUGCACACAAGACCAUCCUCUGCUAUGAAUGUGUGUAUUACUAAACUCCUCCAUCACUACUGUCCACACUUAAAACAGGCCUGGACCUAUAUUACAGCAACAAGGGAGAUUCUUUUAUGUAUAUGAUGUUCUUAGAAACCAUUUCUAGAUGUUGGUGGUAUUUGGUUCAUAUCUGAAGCUGUACUUUUAAAAACACUGGAUACUAAACUAUUCAGCAGUGACUGAAGAGCCUGUGAGAUUGUGGCCAUGCUCUCUCUUAAGCUGAUUCCUUACCGUGGUUGUUCUACUCCACGGAAGCACUCAUCAUUAUCACGAAGUCUACUUCACAUUACCAGCUCUAAGCCAUGAUGCAAGUGACUGCUUCCCAAUUGUCAUGCACUCUUACCCCCCCCCCAGAGGAAAACAGAUAAUGAUAAUGUCUAAUCCAUUGGCACUUUGUUCGUAUUAUUUUUGUCUUAAAUAUAGAAUACUUCUUGAAUUUACUUGCAAAUGUUUUGUUAAAACUUUAAAAUUGUAAGAACUGAAUAUUAUAAUUGUGUGUUUUACAUUUUAAAAGUAAGUAAACUUUGAAUGUCAAAUCUCCAGCUAUACUAAAAUAUCCUUAUCAAUGAUAACAUUUUGUUACCUUAAAAUACAUGUCUGUUAACUUCGUGUUAUAUUAAAUGGAAAUAAACUU